UUCACUGCCACGUCUCUAUUCGUAUUCUGUUCCACUUGACUUAUGUACUGCUCACUAGUACCGACUAACCCACAUCGAAAACUCACUUGUCGAUCACCCGGACUUUCCACCACCGACCGCUUUGAGCACCUGGCUGAUGAUGCGUUCCAGGGCGAGGAGGUUUUCGGGACAAAACAAGGAGUCACGGCGCUCCAAGCUCUUUGUCGGGGCGGCCUCGAUGAUCGCAUCCUGGCGACGGACUGAGCUGGCAGCGCUGGAGAAGCACUGGUCGUACAGGUCCCAGGUCUGGUUGUAGAGGGCGUAGUUGACGCCUCCGGAAAUGAAGUCUGAUAUCCAUCAGCGAUACUCUAACCGCCGGGAGACGGGACCACGCACUGAAGAGAGAUCCGUCGGCGCCGACAUUGACGGAGAAGCCCGAGUCAAUGUCGAUGCAGCCGCUGACCUGGCCAGAUGUGUUGUUGCCCGUCACCUGAGAGCCCGAGGAGGCAUCGAAGUUUGACAGGCCAAUAAUGGCAUCGGCUUCGAGAUUGAGGUAGACCCCGGCUGAGGCAAGGCCAGAAAAGACAUCAAAACCAAUAUCCAGCUCUGGGAUCAGGCUAGCGGUGACGGUCGCGUUGGCCUCCAGGCCUGGCACGACCGAGAGUUUGAAGUCUGGGAUGACUGAGCCUCGCCACUUCAAGGAAGAUCAAUACACUUACUGCUAUUAGCCGGCGUGACACCGGGGGCAAUUUUCUGGAUACCCGGGAUGUCGUAUCCGGCGAUCGGAACAGUGAAGAGGGCGAUCUUUCCGGUCGAAAAUGUCCCCUGGUCUCACAGCGUGCCGAUGAUACUGCCGUCGAGUCCCGCAGAGACCGAGAACUGGCUAACGUUGGAGGGGAUGACUGUCCCACCGAUGUUGAGUCCCAACGUCACCGACGCGUUCACGUGGAUGCCAAACUGAGUCGACACAGAGGCGUUGAAUCCAUCGCACGCAAUCGACUCCGAAGAAAGCGGGAAUGUCUCGUCGACGAUAAUGGCCGGUCUGUGGCUUCGAACCGGGGGACGCGCUGGACUUACACCUGGGGAUUCACGGCAGCGAAAUCGACGUCUAUGCCAAUCAAAUAGACAGUGCCGAUCGUGGAUCCGGCCUGGCUCGACGAAACGUUGGCACCUGCAGGGAUGCUCUGGUCCGGGUCCACAGUCGCAUUGACGAUGCGAGCGAAGGGCGCCGUUCCACACUGAAGUCGCAGUCAGCCAACAUCAACAGCUAACCAGGAAGAGAUGCAGCACGCACCGUCUCAGGCAGCCGCACAACCGUAUCGACCGCGCCUUGACCUUCAAAGAUGUGCUCGCAGGCUUCAGACUGGCAGACGGUCAGACACGGCGUUGCUCGCUCCCGACUGCCGAUGGAAGUCAUUAAGACGAAGCGACACAGUCACACAGAUCAUAGCAGACCCACCAGGUAAAUGCUUGCACCCCCGUCGGGAAGGUCAUACGUGCAGGUACCGUUGCACGCGACAUCCCAGUCGUUGGCUGCAGCGACGUUCCCGGCGAGAAGCACAGCGAGUAGGGAAAGUCCAGCAGGAGCGCCCAGCAUAUUCGUCAGUCGAAAGUCCUGGUGCGAGUAGAAUGAUCUCUAGUCUUUCCGAAUCGCUGUCUUUUAUAGGCCCUCUUUUUGACACGCACGACGAGGGAAUCGACACCAAACAAGAAGCGCUAAUCACCCAUCGAUUACCGUUUGCGGCCAACAACUCGCCGCGGGAUUGAUACGCCCGAGAAAAAA
Messenger RNA from Mycena citricolor, 1762 nucleotides. Lineage: Eukaryota; Fungi; Basidiomycota; Agaricomycetes; Agaricales; Mycenaceae. The record is from the annotation of a GenBank genome assembly.